UUCCGGUUUCGAGGUCCUUUUUCCAUCGUGUGUCGUUGAAGGUGCAUUGCUCCUAGACGGUUAAAGCAUUCCGCAGCGUGCACUAAGACCCCAAUAAAAAAAAUGGCCUCCAAUGACGAGCUGGCUUGCGUAUACGCCGCUUUAAUCCUGCAGGAUGAUGAGGUCGGUAUCACCGCUGAGAAAAUCAACUCGAUCCUGAAAGCCGCGAACGUCUCGGUCGAACCCUACUGGCCGACUCUCUUUGCGAAAGCCCUUGAGGGUUGCGACUUGAAGGCCCUUAUCACGAACGUGGGUUCAGGCGUUGGCGCAGCUCCUGCAGGUGUAACAGCAACUGCUGCGCCACCUGCCGCUGGCGACGCGCCCGCUGAUGCCAAAAAGGAAGAGAAAGAAGAGGAAGAAGAUGAAGAUGAAGACAUGGGCUUCGGUCUCUUCGAUUAAACAACUACGAAGUCGUCGAUGGCGGUGGCGGCUUCAGUUCAGCUGCUGCAGCUGCUUAAGUUCCAAGGUGACGAUGACGACGACGACGACAAAGAGAAAAUAAAUGUCGGUCCAUUUUGUUAUAUGGGG
Varroa destructor (honeybee mite) is the source of this 567-nucleotide messenger RNA. RefSeq names its product Ribosomal protein LP1 (gene RpLP1). Gene Ontology annotation, biological process: cytoplasmic translation; translational elongation. Gene Ontology annotation, cellular component: cytosolic large ribosomal subunit; ribosome. The record is from RefSeq and is a predicted model, not a curated record. Gene Ontology annotation, molecular function: structural constituent of ribosome; ribonucleoprotein complex binding; protein kinase activator activity. NCBI's taxonomy places the organism in Eukaryota, Metazoa, Arthropoda, Arachnida, Mesostigmata, Varroidae.